This is a messenger RNA of Etheostoma spectabile (orangethroat darter), 3651 nucleotides long. It is a transcript of the gene stk33, whose product is annotated as serine/threonine kinase 33. Gene Ontology annotation, molecular function: ATP binding; protein kinase activity. Gene Ontology annotation, biological process: protein phosphorylation. Lineage: Eukaryota; Metazoa; Chordata; Actinopteri; Perciformes; Percidae. The record is from RefSeq and is a predicted model, not a curated record. The coding region runs from base 857 to 1657 and encodes 266 amino acids. The transcript is spliced from 14 exons.
AUUAAAGUAAGGUCUAGUUCACGUUGUCGACACAGACCACCAUGGAUGUAUUAAGAAAACGACACGACCCCCUGUUCAUUCAUUCGAGUUUUGUCCCUCUUCGCUUUCCCUAGUCACUCGCCGAAAAAGUUUUUGCGUGAAGACCAUGGAAGACCAACCCUCUGAAUGAAAAUGAUCUUCUCUCAUAAGAGAAGACACAUAGAUACUGUGUGUGGUGGAAUUUUCAGCUUACGGACUUAUGCUAUGUAUGUUGAGACAGCGGUACCCCAGCAGGUCUCAUUUAGCCAAUCAUCCUAUGCCCUGACACAGAAUUUCAGAGACAUAAUGACUGCAUCUCUAGAUGACACAAGUCUGUGCUAGGGGAUUGGACAUGAACAUGUUGUCCCUACAGACCAGCAGUGACACUUUGGAGAGGAAUGUGCCUUUAAUACGCCUGGACGAUGAUGCUGACCUCAGGGAAAUCUAUGAAUUUGGAAGGAAAUUGGGUCAAGGUAGCUUUGGAGUUGUUUAUGAAGCCACUCACAUUGAGACACAGACAAAAUGGGCUAUUAAGGAGGUUUGCAGACCAGCGGCAGGAAGUUCGAAAGCCGAGAUGCUAGAGCUCGAAAUAAACAUUCUCAAACAAGUGAAUCAUGCUCACAUAAUACAUCUCCAGGAAGUCUACCACACGACUAAGAUGACUUAUUUGGUUACUGAGCUGUGCGUUGGAGGUGAACUGAAGCACUUGUUGCAGCGGAAAAAGUUCCUCACAGAGGAUGAGACAAGGCAUAUCAUCUGUAGCUUAGCCGAUGCCGUUGUUUACCUGCACAAAAGAGACUAGGCCCGGGGACUUGAAAUUUGAAAAUUCUUGUGCAGAAUGAUCUUGGGGGAUGAUAGGGCGGGUUUAAAUAUCAAGGUGACAGACUUUGGAUUAUCGGUGAAGACAGGUGGUGUAGGGAUUGAGAACAUGAUGACGGAGGCCUGUGGGACUCUUAUCUAUAUGGCACCUGAAAUGAUGAGUGGUCGUGGUUACAGCCAGUGGUGUGAUGUGUGGAGCAUAGGAGUCGUUAUGUAUAUGUUGCUGUGUGGGGAGCCUCCGUUUGUGUCCAAAACAAAGGCGAACCUACUUAAGGAGAUUAUGAACAAAGAAGUAAAAUUUACUCAACCCAUCUGGGCCACAGUCAGUGAUGCAGCAAAAAAUCUAUUGACUUGCCUGCUGAAGGCGGACCCUGCCUACCGUAUGUCUGCUAAUCAGCUACUAGAAAACCCCUGGAUUACAGGUGACACUAAUGUGCCUGCUAUGCCGUCCAAUGUGCUGGAGAUGAUGCGCAACCACCUGGAACAGAAAGAGAGAACACAGACUCUGGAGGACUUGUCCCUCACCUCUUCUGAGGGCACACUGGACCCAACCCCGCUCCCCAGGGUCGCUUCAACAGAAUCCGUUAGCAACUGCAGGAGGGACACUGAAAGAGACAGCAGUUUUUGCCCACCCUCCACAUCCACUAACACGUCUGAUGCCAGUGGGAAACCCUCCAUACAGCCAAGUGCAAAGCAGCGCAGGCUUCGGGACAAGAAGGACGUCAGUACAGGACAGAAACCAGCCUCUGAGCUAAGUAAGGCAGACGACCAGACCCCUUCUACCUCCAGCAAAAGUAGGACUGGCUCCCGCAAACUCUAAGACCAAUACCUGUUUAGAAUGAAAAGACUAAACUAAAGGGAGCCAUGUCACUUAUAUAGAGUGAAAGAGAACCAUAUUAAGAGAACAUACAUAGUUGGGCAAAAGAAAUUGAGCACAAAAGAGAAAAAACAUUACUUGGACCUUAUUUUGUUUAUACACUUUAUUUAUUGUAAUUAUUUUUAUUUCAUGAAAUUCUGUGUUUUAGCAGUUAUGUGAAUGAAACAGCUGUGGAUGGUGCAACCCUCUAUGGUGAUUACCAGAACCUAAGCAGUGACAGCAGUGUCAAAUAAAUGGGCUUCAUAUGCAAGUGUAAAAAUAUUAUAUUAAGUCUGAGAAAACUGCAGCUAAGGGUCCAGCCUCAGCAGUGCCUCGUGCCAAAGGAAAGAGUCCUCUGGACAAAUGCCAACUGUUUGAGAACGUCAUGCAGCCCCAAUACAGACACACACGUUUAUAGUGGCCACAAACAGGGAUUUAAUGAGUUUUGUCAGAUAUUACUGGUGGCAUCUGAUUGAAGGCUUUUAUUAUACAACAGGUACCUAGAUGAGUAAAGAGAGCUACCCAGGAGAUUUGAACACAGCUAAUUCCUUAAUGAAACUGUUAUUUAGUAAUUGACUUACUACCUAACAGCAUACCUUGUCAUUCUUAGUCAUCUUUCUAUUUAAAUACACUGUAAAUGUAUGGCUAUAAUAAUGAUUAAAUCUCUUAUGUAAAAAGUGAAUAUUAAUUUAUUACUUUGGGAAAAAAAUAAUUAUUAGCUAAAGGUCAAAGGGUGUAAUAAUCUGGUAUUAUAUUUUCAACAUUAUUAGUAGCUAGGGGCUAUUUCAAAUACAUAAGGUAUAUGUCUAUUAUUAUUACUAUUAUAUAUAUAUACAUAUUUAAAUAAGACUUUAAAUGUGCCAAAUAUCACAAAACACAGAACUGUUUCACAAACUUUUUGACUAUUUUAUUUUCAAUAACAUGAACAUGUUUUUUUUAUUGUUUUAUAAUUACAUGCUAAAUUGCUGAGACUACUCAUAUCAAGAGUACAGGAAAUUAGUUGGAUAUCAUUUCCCAAUGCCAAAGCAUUAUCAUUCUUUUUUCUGCUCUGACCUCUCAAUUCCAAAACGCCCUGUAUGCAGUGACUGCACCCACUCAGUGUCAAAACAGAAAAACCGUCACACAGACUGGUUACGCUCCGUCUGAAUGCAGAGGAUUGGGACUGAGGGCAGCCACGGGUCUAAUCUCGUUUGGAGGCCAUUGAAAGCAGUAGGAGCUACUUUGAGGGCACUGCCAUUCAAGCACAGGUUUUUCCGCUGUAGAGAGAAUAAUCCCCAGCAUAGAUACAACAUUAAAGUAGCCAAGCAUAACACACAGAGGCUGAAUUUCAAAUCCACCCAUUUGCAUCUUGAAGUGAAUGAGUUCCAACAAUGUGGCUCUAUGUUCAUGCACAGGCUCUGUGCAUUAGUGUGUCAGUAAAUGUAGUGUGCAUUUGUGGAAACAGUUUUCAAAAGGUUGUUCUACAUUGCAGGGAAUAGGUAAUUGUCUUAAAAGUGUGGAAACAGUAUGCUAACCUGUAUCAAACUAAGUCCAGACAUACUGGUCACAGGUGAUGUUUCUUAAGAUAGUGAGUAGAUAUGCAACACUGUUCACUCAAAAUGAUGAAAAUGAGAAGGAAUAGCAUGUGAAUAGUCUUUGAUUCAAGCUGCUUGCCAAAAGACUGCAACAUUACUGCAACAUAAUUGACAUAUGGUCUGCCUUUGGUUUACUCUGACUGGUAUAAACAGCAGAUGGAGCUGUAGUAAAUUGCUGAAUUCCUUUCCUUGAGUUAAUCUGACAGGAGAGGGCUAUCCCUAAAGCUUACUAUCUGGUUUUGUGCAUGAAGAUGUGUAAUUUAAAUUGAUUGCUUGAGUCACUGCCCAUUAGAACUGUGAUGUCCAUGUAACGUGUCGCUAAUUAAUAUGUUGUAUGGUCAUGUCUUCAUGGUCCAUUCAAACAAAAUAAAUGGUUAAGACAUG